Molecule: messenger RNA, 1448 nt
Organism: Drosophila hydei
Lineage: Eukaryota; Metazoa; Arthropoda; Insecta; Diptera; Drosophilidae
Exons: 2
Coding region: 167-1348 (393 amino acids)
Source: RefSeq, a predicted model, not a curated record
CGUUGCGAUCUGUCGCUUGGCUUGUUCGCAGAUACAAUAAAACUACAAAAUAAGAGCCGUUUCUUGUUAUCGCUGUCAGCAAGGCGUCCAGGAGCAGCAACUAUUGGACUACUUAACAAACAGGAUUUUAAGUCGAGCGUCAAAAUAUAAUCGUGCGCACCAAAAGAUGGCGACAGUAACGACUGCAAGGGCAACCUCGGCAACUGGGCGUAUGAGUGUUGUAGCCUUAAUUAUUUUUGCUGCGCUGCUGAUGGGCGUAACUGAUGGCAGCAAUGGCUACGUUAGCGGUGGCAGUCCCGCCACCGGUAGACCUUCACUACUACGCACCGAAUUACGCUUUGGGCGCAAUCUGGAUCCAUCAAAGGUGCGCGUGGUGAACGUGAAGUCGAGCCAAGGGGAAGAUGUAGAGAUUCUCGUAGGCAAGAACAGCCGUAAAGCUCGUGCCGAGGAGGCAGCUGGUUCAUUCUUUGUGCGCAGCUCGGAUGUCAAGCGGCCAGCGGAUCAAGCCAGGAGCGCCAAUGCCAAUCCCAGUGGCCGUCAGCUAGUUUUCGAACAUACACCAGCACUGCUGAAGCAGAGUGAACUGGCACUGCAGCAGCAGGACUAUCGUCAACGCAAGGCCGAGGCAGAACAGCGACAGGCUAAGUUUAUACAGCUGCAGCUGGCCAAGGCGCAAAGCAAAGCAUUGGAGCAGCGGGCACUAGACAUCGGGAGCAGUUCGCGAAAUGGACGUCAGCUCGGCAGUAACGCUGCCUGGCAGCCAAUGUAUUUCCAAGCACAGCCCACGGCAUUUAACAACAACUUCUCGCUUGGCAUUGAGCGCCAGUGGCAGCCGUACACCUACGCUGCUCCAGUGGAAGCACAGCCACGCGUACUGCGUCAGGCGCAAGAUACACCAAUCAGUUUUCCCGGUGACCAGCAGUAUGCGGCCUCUGAGCCGCUGGAAUAUUUUAGCCGAGAUGCACGCGCUUAUCCUAACCACAGAUCACGUCCACCACAGAAUCUGAUCACCAAGCACAACUACAACGCCUUGCCUCAGAAAUCGAAAUUUGUCAGCUACAUGCCACAUUCUGUGGUGGUAACGGCCAGUGCAGGCGUGGCUGCACCUUCAGCCACACCUUCACGCCGACCUGCUCAGGCCAGUCCGCAUCGCAACCCCAUUGGCCAGAGCACGCACAACGUCGUCGAUGGCCCCGCAGUCACCCUCAUCGAAGGUGUCCGCGUCCCAGACACUCCCGAGGACAAGGUGAAGACCUGGCGCAACGCGCGUGUGCUCAACAAUCAGCUGGUGCCAUAUCCCGAGGGCUACACGCCGCCACGUGUCCAAAUGCCCAGCUUUGACAGAUAGGCGAGAACAGCGUGUGCUUCAACACAGGCGCACUUAAAAUAUUUCUAUUAUAUUUAUUGAUUUGUUUUAUUGUUAAGUUAUUUAUAAAUGUUACAUUCAA